AUGGCGCUAUGGUUGGUUUGAGCGUUACUGUUCUUUCUUUCAUUAAGAUAGUUUCCCUAGCGUUUGGACUAUCAUGUAUGCGUAGUCCAGCUUAAACACAGCAUGUCAACUGCUGGAAAAGGUAUUGUUUGGUGCUAGGUUUAACUGCCAGUCGUCCAGAUGGAUUAAUCUAGAUAUAUUCAGCAGACGUUGUCAUAAAUGGGAUCAUCCUUUUCCAAUCUGGACAAGUCUUGGGGAUGUACAGGUUUCGGAACUAGUAACAAAAGCCAUCGGAAAGAAUUGUCUGGAUUAUGCCGUUGCCCUAAAAAAUGUCCUGCCGGCUAUACAUUAUCUAGCCCUUCGCGAACAAAAACUAAUACAUUACAUGUGAAUGAACCAUCCACUCCUAUUAUAACAAAUCUAGCUUCUGUUAAUGCAUACAAUUGUACUUGCAAAAGUUCAUUAGUACAUCACCAUAUAAACCCCGACACGUAUCCGCCUAACUCAGAUAGUGGACGUCAGUCGCAUUGUUUUGAUUCUCAAGGGUUUAUAUCUAGAAACUCAAAUGUUCCCACAAGAGUAACUCAUCCAUAUUCUUUCGCCGAUCAAGAACAAAUUCAUAUUGAUCUACCCAAUCGCCUGAAUGAAAGUGAAAAGUGCAAUAACAAUACUGCUGCCAAAAAGAAGGAUUUAUUUACAAGUCUUUCGAUGUCAACUGAUUAUGCUAUCAAACAGUUUCAAAAUCUUAUAUCCUCAUGGUCAUGCAAUGAAUUAUGUUGUCUUUAUCUGGAAUAUGAAGCAUUAUACGAACUACAGCUCCUAUGGAAGGAAGCAAUUAAAACUCGAUCGAGAGCCCCUACUCUUAUGGAUGAUUUACAUGCAUUAGCAAAAAAUGGUUGGUGUUUCAAUAUGUAUCUUAUACACAAUGACAGUACACGUGAAGCUCAUUCAUAUUUAUUAGCUUCACGUUUAAGUACACUGGAUAAUUUGUUAAAUUCACUACAUCGUAUAAAACCGGAUAAAUAUUCAAGUAAAUCAAUCGAUUCUUCUUCUAAUUUAAAGACUAUUUCUACGACGAAAGUUUCACUUCCAGGUACUCCCCUAACAAAUACUUCUUUACAUAUUUCUAAUUCAUUUAUCAAUCAUCCGUGUGAUAUGAAACCUGAAAAAUGUCCAGAUCUACUGUCUAGUUCACAGUUAAAACCUCAGGAAAAUUUAGGCAAAUUAUCAGAAAUGAAUGAAAAGCAUUUAAAAAAACUUCCUCACUUCAUUGCAUCAGAUCCGAGUACUUUAAAAAUGAGUAGCAUUCAGGAUAGCAAUGAUUCUUCAGAAAUAUUUUUAACUAAUUUUUUAUGCCAGUUAUAUACAGGUAAUGAUCCAAAACGUUUACUAUCGAAACCUGAUCUCUUACGUCAACCAGAAAUGAUGUCUGAACAAUCUACACAUUGUAAUAAGAUCAAUAAUGAUAAUAAUUUGUUAAAAUUAUAUAAUUUUCUUAGAUUUUCUUCUAUUUCUCAAAGUAAUAAAUGUUUAAUGUCAAGUGAUUGUGAGCUAAUCUUCACAUGUCCAUCAAUACUUAGUUUAAAGUCUAUUUCAUUACCGUGUCAUGCAGGUAUUCUAGCCUGUCGUUCUGAAUUUCUACGUCGUCUUUUGUUAAAACGAUGUAAAUCAAUAAAUCAUAAUCAAAACUCUAUACAUAAAAUUGUUUUAGACGGGACAAUAUUACCAGCACAUUUUUCUAGUGUUCUUUUACACUUUUUCUAUUGUGAUUAUCUUAAUUUGAAUGAAAUAGCCAAUUUAUUAUUGAUUAUUGAUAAACAAAAGAUAUUGACAAAACAACACUUUGAUUGGCAUAUUGAACAUUGUUCAAAUAAAAAUAAUAAUAAUAAUAAUAAUAAUAAUAAUAAUAAUAAUAAUAGUAAUAUUGAUUAUAAUUAUUCAUGUUGUAAGCCAAUAGAAGACAAUCAAUCGCCAACGAUUACAACACCAUCAUCAUGUACACAUGCUUAUUCAAGUUAUACAGAGUCGAAUUCAUCAUCAGUAUCGUUUUUCACGUUGAUACAAUUUCUAAUGAAUAGUUCUGAAUUUCGUGUGAAACACUUUUGUUUAAAAUGUCCAUACUGUUUAACACACAUAAUUCAACUUCAUCCUAUUGGAGCUAUUUUAGAGUUUCCUAGACUCUCUGAAGUAUGUGAAGAUUUACUGGCAGAAGCUCUUAGUAUGCCGUUAGCAGCUACAUCUGAGAGUUGGACCGGUGUAUCUAGCUGUUCAAAUGCACAUGAUGCUACUUCUUUGAAAAUGAGUCCAAUUAGUUUAGCUGUUGGUUUACUUAAAUGGAUUGAUGAAAAGUCAUCAACAGGAUCAUCAUCAUCACCAUUAUCAGAAUCAUUUUCAAAUCUUCGAAGCACUAUGAAUUCAUCAACUAUUAACCGAAAUGUCAAAUCUAGUAGUGAUACAUUUUCAUCAGCUGUGGAUAAUAAUAAUAACCAAGAGAGUUUAAAACCCGGUGAUACUAGCCAUCACUCUUCUCCGUACAGUGGGACAUCACUUGGUUAUGUAUAUCGUCAUGCUCUGCAAUGUCUACAGGAAAAUUUCACAUCAUUAGUCCGUUCACCAUCAGUUUUACGACGUUUAUCACCUCGGCAACUUCGUGAGUUGCUUGACUCAAGCCUUAUUCAGGCUCCUGAAUCAGAAAUCCUUUCAGGCUUGUUAUGCUGGGCUGAACUUCAACUCAAAGGUGAUCAAGAAUCAUUUUUUGGUGUCAAAUCAGGUCAUGAUAACAAUAAAGAUAAUAAUAAUAAUACCAACAAUAAUGGUAAUACUGAAAAUACUGGAGAGAAUCAACCUCAAGAUGCUGUUUAUUUAGAAUAUUAUUCAAUAUUAACCUCAUUGGUUGAUAAUUCUUUCCUAUUGAACAACAACGGUGAUCAUUCAUCUACUGAUGCAUUGGAAGAGAAUCAUUUCAAUCAUUGGUUAUUGUUAUUAUCAUUAUGUAAUAAUGAUGGUAUGGUUGACCAGCACCAACAAAAUACAAAGAAGUCAACAUCUUCCGCUUUAGUGGCUGAUUCAUCUCACCCGGAGUUUUGUCAUUUAUGUCAAAUUAAUAAUAAUAAUAAUAACAGCAAUAAUAGUAAUAAAUUACCAUUCAUAAUUAAUGAAUUUAAAUUGAUGAAUUAUAAUAAUUUUGAUAAAAUUAUUAAUCAUCAAAUAGGUUUAAUAGAUUUAUUAUCAAUUAUAAAAUUAUUAAAUGAGCAUAAUCUAUUAGAGUUAAUUCAACCAGCUCAUAUACUUAGUCCUAUACCCUAUGAAUUAGCCAACCUGCUUUUAACACAUUGUUAUCCAUCAAUUAUUGAGACUGGUUUACACGAUACAUCUAUAAAAAACAAUAACAAUGAUAAUCAUACAAAAAAUGAUCUAAUCAAUAUAAAUUCUUCAUGGUUAUGCUUAGCGCAUGCAAUGAAAAAGUCUUCCCAAUCUAUCGUUUGCUCAGAUAAAAAGUUCUCUUUUGAGAAACUGUUAUCCAAUUCUUGGAGUCUUUCACCUGCACAGUUUGCAGACAAACAUCAUUGGGCUAGUCUACUAACAACAACAACAACAACAACUGGCCAGUCUGUAUCAAACGCCGAUGAAAUCAAUUGUGUAUGUUGUUGGAAUAAACAACGCCUUACAGAUAAUACAACAACCUCGCUAUUUCGAAAGUCAUGGUCAGGCUAUUCAACAAAUCUAUGGACAACACAAUUGAAUCGAAUGAAAUCAAACAGUAGAUUUUCACGUCCACCUAGACUAUAUUUUGCAUUUCUGAAUGAAGUUCGAAUGCUUUUCAUACAAAAACAUGCAUUACAUCAUCAAAAAUUGCAUUUAAUGAAUCACAGUAAUAGUUUCCAGUCAGCUCAAUCAGAAUGUACUUGUUGGGAGUUUUUAUUAUCUCACAGAUUUGAUCAAUCAUGUAAUUUAUCAAGUCUAUCGAAAAAUAUUUCCAAGUCUACCACGAGUAAUACUGGUGGUACUGGUACUGUUAUCGGACAAUCUUCUUGUGAUAAGUACACUAAGUCUUUUCAUCAACCUACUACAAGUACUACUGCUAAUACAUUUAAUCCUAUGAAUUGUUACAAUGAUAACAAAAGGGAUAAUGUAUACGAUUUAUCAAUUGAAUGUGAUUUAAGUUUUUCAAAUUUAGCUAAAAAACGUUUUAAUACUUCAAAGUUCAGUCAUGAUGAAAAAGAUAAUAAUAAUAGUUUCUUUUUUAAUAAAACAUUUGAAAUUUGUUGUGAUUAUAAAUGUCGUGAUUUCGCUUAUUGUUUAUUAUCAUCGAAACAAUGGACAAAUAUUAUUGAUUAUUAUAUUAGAUUAGUGCGUGAAUAUAUGAAUGAUCCUAUAAGUCAUCAUCCAUGUACAAAUAAUGGUUAUAUCCAUCACAUUAUACGUCUUCGUGCUUUAUGGAAAUAUGGUCUACCUGAUUCCCUUGAAAGUUUAUUAUUAUGCCGAAUCAAUGAACAUAUGUUUAUGUUACAACAACCAAAAGAAGAGUAUCAUCAUUCACAACAACAACAACACCAUCAUCAUCAUUAUGGUCAGAUAACAGAGUAUUCUAAUCCUGUUGAAGUGAUGCCGUCAUCAACAUCUUCAUCAUCAUCAUCAUCAUCAAAGCCUUUCUCCUGUAUGUCAACCAUAUCACUGUGUUCUUAUAGCCUACCACUUAUGAUGAAUAAAUUAUCGUGUGAACGUUAUAGUGAAUAUAUAAAUCCAUCGGAUACAAAUAAAAAAAUUUUUAGAACUAAUUCCACUGUAAUUACAACUACACCAACAGUUAGUCGUCCAGUAUGCACAUUAUCAUCUAGUACAAUUAAUAAGACGAAUAUUAGUGAAUUAAGUGAGAAAUCAGAUCGAAUAAUUUCAGUCAAUCAGUCAUCUGAGUCAUCAUGUCCUAUCUGUGAUAAUAAGGUUACUUCUUCACCAAUAUCAAAAAAGUAUGCAUCUUCGUCUGAGAAUAAAUCAUUACACACUGGUUAUCAUAAUAAUAAUAGUAGUAGCAGGAGUAAUAGUAAAAAGAAGCAUAAAAAAUCAUUGAACACUACUCAGUGCAUUAUGUAUUCAUGUAAAGAUUGUGAAAAUUUCGUAAAAUUAAUGAAACAUAAUUGUCAUACAACAAAUGAUUUUUGUUUACACUGUAUAAAUUCCUGUAAUGCUGCUCAAGUUAAUGCUACUACUACAACUGUUAGUACUCCCACUGUUGCUAAAGCCAAUCUCACUAAUAUCCUUGCCUAUCCUUAUGGUCAUCGUUUGUGUUAUAAUUACUCUGAUUCAGAUUACUUGCUUUAUAGUACAUUGUUAUCUUCAAAUCAGGCUGCAUUAAAUAGAAAAAUCAAUAAAUCCAGCUGUUAUGAUCAUCAUAGAUACAAUGAACAAGGGAGUCGUCGUCAACAUCACCAUCAUUCCUAUUAUCUGCGUCAACAAAAAUGUCAAUCAAAUAUCUUUUAUUGUCCAUCUGAAAUGACAACUUUAUCUAGUCCAUGCUAUAGAAAAGUAUUAUUUAAUUGUAAAGAUGAUGAAAAAGGUAGGUCAGUUUAUCAUCAAUCCAGUUCUUCUGCUUACCACUGUUCUCCGUCGUCAUCAUUAUCAUCAAUGUCAGUGUUACAUACAUCGCAUGACAGUAAUCAUCAAACAAAUAUUUCUCUUAUUGAUGAUAAAUAUCCAUCAAAAUGUAAGCUGUCGACUAGAAAGUCUGAGACUAUUGAUCAUCAGAAUCUUCUCUAUUCACCCUUGCUGUUAACAUUACCUUGUGAAGAUACUAUGAGUCAGAAUAUGUCAUCAUCUUUUACUUUGAAAUCUAAUCAAUCUUCAGAUUCAACCACCUAUUAUUCAUCGUCAGCAUCAUCAUCAUCGUCUUCUUCGACCAGUCUGUCACGCUCUAAUUCAUCCCCCCUAUCUGUUGCAAGUAACUAGUGUGUUGUUUGUUAGAUUUAUGUAUGUGCUUAUAACCUAUACUAUUACCAUCGUGUUGCUGAUUCCCGGUCUUGUCUUUUUGUGUCUGUUGGUUUUAUUGUGCCGUAUUCUGUUGUUUUUUUUUUGGAUAAAUUUUUACAGAUCAUUAAGUUUAAGACUUUUGAUGCUGCCUUCUGUUUAUCUACUACAGCGGUCGUCACGUUUUCUAAUUCUUUAAGCAAUAAUAUAUAUGUAACCAAACCAGCAAACAGUUAUUGUUUUUUAUUUCUCAACGGUUUUUUUUGUGUUAAUUAUUUUCAUCUCAAAUUGUCUUCUAUUUUAAAGAUAUUAACAAUGGUUCUCACUACUCUUCAGCAUAUUUCACAUACUUACAUGUUUUUUGCUUAUUGUUUGGAAUGCUGAUAUCGUGAAUUAAUGUGUGUCUUAUGGGAUUGUUUUAAUGUAUUUUUUGAAGAGCAAUGAGAAUCAAUGGAAACGAGCGUACCAUUUAUUGUUAACCAAUCACAUUAUUCAUAUAUAGUCAAGUGCAUUUUGAUUGGUUAAUGAUUUCUACUUUUUGAUUGGGCAAAUGUUUCAUAGGAAUAAAUUAAGAACUGCUCUCAAUAGUCAAUUUGUUUUGUUCACCGGUUUAGGGUAUACAUUGACUAACCAAUUGUAUAUUUACAUGUCUGUGCAAUAAUAAUGGAAUACAAUUAGCAUUUUUUUAAUAAAAGAAAUUACGUUUCACCCUAGGAUUUUAUUUAUCUUAAUAACUUUAUUAUUAUUUCUAGAAUGAAAAAAAAUCUGUUCAUUAUAUUGGGUAAUUGAAAAAAAUAGUAAACAAAUAACCAACCCCCUAAGCUUCCACUUCUGCUUUUUAUUUCUCUAAGCUUAAAGCUUUCUGUACUAACGGUUGAAUGUUGUAAAAUGGUUUGGUAAAGUAAAUUAUCGAUGUAUGAUAAUAAAAUAACCUUGCUCAUCUCUUUUUUUCCAGUUCAACUUGUUUCCCUGUCCCAUUUCCGUCCCUCCACACAUACACACUUCCCGCUAUGUAUUCUUUUCAAAUUUUGUUGCCUUAUAAACAACUAUGAUAAAAUUCGAAUAUAUUUUAUGUAUUUCCUGUGUUAUGAAAUCCUUUCUUUUACAAAACAGAAUGGUGUUUAUACACGAAAAAAAAGAAAAUAUAUGGGGAAAAACUUUUAUUCAACAAAUAACUUGUAUAUUUGGUUUUAUGGAAAUAAAUCUAACUGGAAGGGUUUUGUAUGUAGUCAUUUUCUAUCUGUAAGAUGAUGAUGGGACAGAUUUGGGUAC
This is a messenger RNA of Trichobilharzia regenti, 7212 nucleotides long. The record is from the annotation of a GenBank genome assembly. NCBI's taxonomy places the organism in Eukaryota, Metazoa, Platyhelminthes, Trematoda, Strigeidida, Schistosomatidae.